Tachysurus vachellii is the source of this 945-nucleotide messenger RNA. RefSeq names its product SH2 domain containing 1A duplicate b (gene sh2d1ab). The transcript has 3 exons. Bases 61 to 441 code for a protein of 126 amino acids. The record is from RefSeq and is a predicted model, not a curated record. Lineage: Eukaryota; Metazoa; Chordata; Actinopteri; Siluriformes; Bagridae.
UCCUGCCUUUCACGUAAUUUCCCGUAGAAAGAACCACUACCUGUUGGUACUACUGAGAUAAUGCAGAGAACCGCACCAAGUGGCACAAUGGAAUCGCUGUCUUUUUAUCAUGGGGCCAUCAGCCGUGAGAUGUGUGAGAGGCGCCUGGCUGAGGUUGGCAAGGAUGGCAGCUACUUAAUCAGAGACAGUGAAAGCAUCCCUGGUGUUUUCUGCCUCUGUGUGCUGUGCAAUGGCUAUGUCUACACUUACCGCUUACAGCAAAACAAUGCAGGCUCCUGGGCAGCAGAGACAGCACCUGGUCAACAGAAACGCUUGUUUCGUAAAGUGAAGAAUUUGAUAAGUGCUUUUGAGAAACCAGACCAAGGCAUUGCCAUUCCCCUUCUCUACCCUGUGACUGUUCAGAAUCAUUACAGCCCGGAUAGAUCCAAUAUCUCAGCAUAAGGAGCAUGGAGGAAGAAACUAAAACCUAUUCACACCUAUUAUAAUUUUUCUUUCUUUAUUAUUAUUAUUAUUAUUAUUAUUAUUAUUAUUAUUAUUAGUAGUAGUAGUAGUAGUAGUAGUAGUAGUAGUAUUAUAUUGGUUUAUUAUUUUGAUUCAGAUAUUUUUUAUAAUGUUGAGUCAAACAACUUUAAAAUUCAUACCCACAAGACAUGUAUAUAUUUUAUGUUUCACAUUGUAAAAAAAAAGGUAGAUAAUUUAGUAUUGGUGAUUGUACAGUAAGACAGUAAGUGGUAAUGAUAUUCAUUUUAUUUGAAACCCUAUAAAUGCAAUAAAAACAAUAAAAAACAGCAAAAUAAAUACUAAAUUCUAGCUGAUAUGAAAUUGUCUGUGCAUCUAUGUUUUGUCAUCUAUUAUGUUCUGACGAAGUCUUAAAAUGCAUCUUAUUAGAAGGUGUUAUAAUGACUAAAAAUUCAAUAUAAAUAAAAUACAUACAUAUGAUUUUAA